Osmia bicornis bicornis is the source of this 1941-nucleotide messenger RNA. RefSeq names its product glucose dehydrogenase [FAD, quinone]-like. The transcript is spliced from 11 exons. The record is from RefSeq and is a predicted model, not a curated record. NCBI's taxonomy places the organism in Eukaryota, Metazoa, Arthropoda, Insecta, Hymenoptera, Megachilidae. Gene Ontology annotation, molecular function: ecdysone oxidase activity; flavin adenine dinucleotide binding. The coding region runs from base 83 to 1858 and encodes 591 amino acids.
CGUUUUUCAUUCUAAAAGAUAUUCGAUGAAGUGCUGGGUAUUAUCAACCACACCUUAACCUCAAUUUUGGAUUGUUAUUCAAAUGUUGAUGUUCCUACAAUUUAUCACAUUUACAUUUACCAGUUUAAUGGUAUUUAUGUUUUCUAGUUAUCUUAAUUUCGUGUACUUCUUCGAUAAUUAUAAGCAUUGGUUUUCUAAUGAUAUUAAUGAUUUUGAAAUUUAUGAUUAUAUUGUCGUUGGAGCUGGUAGUGCAGGUGCAACUUUAUCUGCAAAGCUAGCAGAAUAUGGAUACAAAGUAUUAUUACUUGAGGCUGGAGGAUUUGCACCACCCUUUGUGGAUAUUCCACUUUUAGCUCCUCUAAUACAGAAUACUCCUUAUGAUUGGAAGUACACUACUGUACCUCAAGAUAAUGCUUGCAAAAGUUUAAAGAAUAAUAAAAGUAAAUGGCCAAUGGGUAAACUUCUUGGUGGAACAAGUCAAUUAAAUUAUAUGCUUUACGUAAGAGGUCAUCCUUCAGAUUACAAUGAAUGGUUUCCAGAUUUUAUUGAACCUACUGUAGAAAAUGGUGGACCAAUGCAUAUAAGUGAUUUACAAUGGAAUACUGAUCUUGCUAAUGUAAUUUUAGAGGGAUUAAAAGAAUUGAAUCAAGAUAUUGGCAAUAUCAAUAAUGAUUUAAAAACUGGUUUCAUGAAACCACAGUUAUCCAUAAGAAAUGGAAAAAGAUGGAGUACGGACAAAUUACUGUAUGAAAAUUUUAGAGAUAAAUUGUUUAUUAGAACUUAUGCUCAUGUUGAAAAGGUAUUAAUGGAGUCAAAUAGAGCAAUGGGAGUACAAUUUAUUAGAUCAAAUAAGACAUUUAAAAGAUUUGCAAAACAUGGUGUUAUUCUUAGUGCUGGUGCAAUUGGUACUCCAAAAAUAUUAAUGUUAUCUGGUAUUGGUCCAAAAGAUCAUUUGCAAAAUUUAAAAAUAAAUGUUAUUAAUGAUUUACCAGUUGGUCAAUAUUUAGUAGACCACAUACUUACUGGAAUUGAUUUAAUUAUGCUGAAUAAAAGCAUAGAUUUUAACAUGUUUAAUGCUUUGAACCCUAUAUCAGCAAUAAAUUAUUUUUUGUAUGGAAAGGGUCCUUGGACAUUUACAGGAGUUGAAGUUUUAGGAACAUUUCAUAGUUCUUUUCAGAAAGGUAAUUUAAGUGCACCAGAUUUGCAGAUAAUGGUAAUGCCAAUGGGAUUGUCAAAGGAUAAUGGUAUUGUUUUAAGGAAGUCUAUGGGAAUUUCUGAUAAGGUUUAUAAUGAAUAUUUUGCACCUAUUUCAAACAAGAAUACAAUAACCAUUGCUCCCGUUUUAUUACAUCCGAAAAGUAAAGGAGAAAUUAAAUUAAGAAGUAAUGAUCCUUUAGAUCCACCUUUAAUUGAUCCAAAAUAUUUAUCAAAUAAAGACGACAUUGCAAUUCUUAUAGCUGGAUUGCAAUUUGUAAAAAACCUUGUUGGAACAGAUGCCAUGAAAAGUAUUGGUGCAUCUAUUUAUGAAAAACAUUUUCCUGGUUGUGAAAAUGAAACAUUUGAUAGUACAAAAUAUUGGGAAUGUUAUAUACAACAUUUAACUUUAACUUCGUAUCAUCCUGCCGGUACAUGUCGUAUGGGCGACGUUGUCGAUCAAAUGUAUAGAGUUUAUAAUACAAAAGAUUUGUACAUAGCUGAUGCAUCUAUACUUCCAGUUUUACCAAGUGGUAACAUUAAUGCCGCAGUUAUAAUGCUUGCCGAAAAAGCAGCGCGUAUAAUUAAACAGAACACAAAAAUUGAAAUAAACAACAAAAAAUGUUAUAAACUACCUAACUAUUACCAUAUAAUUAAAGACUAACACAAUAUAUGGAAGAAAAAUGUAAUUUAAUUAACUUUAAUUUAUUGCUAUUUUUGUACACGAAUUAUAAAAUAAAAUAGAUU